CGCCCUUUCUGCCAUGGCGGCGCGCGCGUUCGUUCAUGGCAAAUGAUUAACUUUACAAAACCACUUUAACAUCGCGAUGUCGCAUCAAUUUCUUGAUUCUAUAACAGGCCUCGCCAACAUCGAGAAUCAGUCAGCGAUACAGUCCAUUUUAGACACACAACCGACGACAGAGCCCAAUGCAACUCAAGUGGAAGAAGAAGACAUAUUCCAAUGUGGUAAGUGCAAGAGGCAGUUUUCCCUCCUCGGUCAUUUCAUCGCCCACAAGCAGGAGAGAUGUGUGAUACCGCCUCCAGUUCGGCCGGUUGUACAGAACACCACUUUGCUUCACAACAUUGGAGCCAGUGCCUUCAGUGCCAUAGGCGUGCAGAAUGGGGUCCGUACCCAACCCAUUUGUCAGACAGGCUACCAAACGUCUGUAUCCCAGGGCUCACUGCCACAGUUGACCCAGAAUGUAGUGUUGGCUGAUGACCAGGUCAUCUCAUUAAGUGACUUCACACACUCUGGCCAGGCUGGCAUUGUCCAGGCAAACACAAUACAGUUGACUCCAGCAGGAGGUGUUGUGCAGCCAGCAGGCCCCUUUCUCACCCAGCUGGCCCCUCGGCCCCAGAACAAUGUCACACUCCUCCCUGUCUCAGCGAUCUCCACCACGAUCCCGACUCAAGGGUCGGCUUUCACCAGCCCUGUAUCCUUGGCAACGACCUUGCACACUCUGGUUCAGCAACCUCAGCAGGUUACCAUAGCAACAGGGCUACCAGAAACUACUAAGCAGAUUCAUGGCGUCAAAUCCACUCGAGGUUUGACAUUAAUUGGGAAAAAAGCCAAUUCAACUGUAGCGGGAGGGCUGAGCGUGGGAAAGACUGAUAGAAGUGCACGAGACGAGACAAAGAAAACACAUGUGUGCCAGUUUUGUAACAAAGUGUUCUCUAAGAACUUCGAUCUCAACCAGCACAUCCGCUCUCACACCGGGGAAAAACCAUUCCAGUGUGUUGUCUGUGGCCGCGCAUUUGCACAGAAGUCAAACGUGAAAAAACACAUGUCUACACAUAAGGUGUGGCCUUCAACUCCAGGCACGCUGCCAACUCAGCCUCCCCCGCUUUUGGUUCCUGUUUCGGAGAUGGAAGUGACUCAGACCCCAGUGACGCUUGCUGGGGACCAGUCUCUGGCCAAGAUGCCCGAUGCAACACAGGAAGAAGCCAGUCCAGAUAAAGACACAGCUAAUGCUACAAUUGUGCCAGAUGAGAAAGGCGAUGAUGGGAAGUCCCAAGCUGGUAACCGUGGUAACUACAAGGUGAAGGUCGUCAUUGAUAACUCGUUCAUGUGUCAGUACUGUCCAGAGAAGUUCAAAACGUACCUGCAGCUCAAGUCUCACAUGGUCCUGCAUAAAAAUGUCCAGGUGUACCGCUGUACACAGAAGGAGUGUAAUGAGACCUUCCGUGACAUGGAGGCGUUCCUUGAGCACGUGGAAUCACACGGGGACGAUCUCACAUACCGCUGUCACCAGUGUAACCAGGUGUUUAACACGCUGUACGAGCUCGGGGUACACCAGUACUCCCAUAGCAUGUAUCACUCUCCCGGAAAAACUGGGCCCAAACACUACCAGUGUAACCUGUGUAUGAACAAGUACGCCACGCCAGAGGCCCUGCAGCACCAUAUGAGCUCUGCGUCCCACAACCAUGUCUGUCCUCACUGCAACAAGCGAUUCUUCAGUGAGCGGUUCCUCCGUAAACACCUCACCACACACGGGACAGAGUAUAACCACUUCUGCAACAUCUGCAAGAAGGAGUUCAAGUCGGAGUAUUACCUGAAGAUGCAUGCGUUCAUACACACGGGUGAGAAACCCUGGUCCUGUGAGCAGUGCGGGGCCUCAUUCAACAGGAAGGACAAGCUCAAGCGACACGCCCUCAUACACAACAAGCAGCCCAAAUACAAGUGUCCAUUUAAGACCAUCUGUGGAUGCACGAAGGAGUUUUAUCGGCCAGACAAGCUGAAGGCCCACCUGCUCACGCAUAGUAGGACGAAGCCUUGGAGGUGUAAGGAGUGUGGCAGGGAAUUCUCCCGUCGACCUCAGUACAAUGAGCACUUGCGGGGACAUAGCGGAGACUAUACAUACAAGUGUGACAAGUGCGGAAGGGGCUGGUUUCGAGUUAAACUGUUUCGGGAACAUGUCUGUAAUCCUGAUAAAACUGGGAAAAAGACACAUGUGUUCGUUCCUCGGAAGGUGAAGCGAAGGCCUGGUAGACCGAGAAAAGCAGUUAAUAUGAGUGCUAUGGUAAUGGAGUCUAGAGAUCAAAUAAUUAACGGAACUGGGGAGAUUUUACAGGAUAUGGAUUUAAUAAAAAGCGGUGGUUUGAAUGUAAGUAGGUUAAAGACCUAUAGGAGGCGGAAAAUUCUGAAAAGAGCGAAAAGGACGUAUAUUCAGGCUGCUCAGAAAAGGAAGAAAACAGUCACAAGCCAGGUAAAUAGAAAUAAUUUGAAAGAUAUGGACAAACAGAUUUUAGAGGAAGAUAAAGUUACGUCGACAACAGAAAAUGUCGUUUCUGCUGUGGACAUUAAAGCGACUGAGCAAACAUUUGUCACAGAUGCUUCUGGGAAUAUUAUCUGCAUUCAGCCAGUCACAGAAAGCAGUCAAGUUCAGUAUAAAAAGUCCAAACGUAGGUUUACAGAAUGCUAUGUUCAGGCCCCUCCAGCGAGCAUCGUGCCAGUGUCACUAGUGGAGAGGUAUAUCACCGUCCAGUUAACGACCGCAAACAAUGGCGAAGGUGGUGAAUUUCAAGCGCAGCUGAUUCCGACAGGUGAUUUACAGCAGAUCCAAUUCACUCCAGUUUUACAACCUGGACAAUUUGAUUUGCCAACUAGUACUUACCAAACGCCUUAUGUGAUUGAAGGUCAGCCACUGACCUUGACCGUCGGUCAGGGGGGUCAAUUGGGAGAAGUGGAUGUUUCGGAGCAGAAUGUUAUGGACAUACCGGUGGAUAUAGUAACAGUGUCCAGCGAGCAGGCGCUCGUCUGUGACCAAGAAGUGACCACGUCCAGUGACCAUGUCGUGGAUGAGGAACAAGUGUACGAGGGAAGUGCUGAUGAGGUCUAUCACGUCGACUCCAACACUGAACAAACGAACUAUGUUGAAGAGAUUGGUGAUUAUGAAACUGGAGAUACUGCCCUUCAGGGGUCAGAAAAUCUUAUUAAUUCUUCUGUGGAGAUUUUAGGUCCAGAAAAUAUGUAGUUGAAUUUGAACCCUGAUGUUUAAUAUGAAACUAUGGACACUGCCCUACAGGGGUCAGAAAGUCUUAUUAAUUCUUCGGUGGAGAUUUUGGGUCCAGAAAAUAUGUAGUUGAAUUUGAACCCUGAUGUAAAAUAUGAAACUAUGGACACUGCCCUACAGAGUUCAGAAAAUCUUAUUAAUUCUUCUGUGGAGAUUUUGGGUGCAGAAAAUAUGUAGUUGAAUUUGAAAGUUGAUGUUUAAUAUGAAACUGUGGACACUGCCCUAAAGGGGUCAGAAAAUCUUAUUAAUUCUUCAGUGGAGAUUUUGGGUCCAGAAAAAAUGUAGCUAAAUUUGAAGCCUGAUGUUUAAUUAUUAAUGAAGUAAACUUGUUUACUUGGAUUAAUCUCAUCAGUGAGGACCAAUGGGCAAAAACUCCUAUAGUAGAGUAUUGGUUGUAAAGCUGCUUAGUAGCUUUCAAAAGCAUUUUUCUAUAUUUAAAAAUGCAUAUAUGUUUCUUACAGAAACAAACUUUACAUGUUAUAUUUCUGUCUACUUUUUAAAGGAUUUAAUGUUAGUCAAAAUGAAACAUUUUUCCCAAUCAGAAAGGCCCCUGCUUCAUUCCAAAAAUAAUGGGAGAAAAACACAGACAUUAGAAUUGAGGAUAUAUACAUUGUUUCAAUAGUCAAAAAAAUUAUAUAAUUAUUUAUUACUUGGGCCUAAAAAAAAUAAUUGUUUGGUUAGGGUUACAUCCUUUUCAAAAAUAGGUAGGGUAGGUAGGCUUUUUUUUUAUUAUUAAGCUUUAUAUAAGAAUAUCAUUUUCAUCAUUGGAGAAUGGUGUUAAAGUUAUCUUUUGUAUAAGCAUUUAAGGUUUAAACCACAUAUUGAAAAGCAAUAAAAAAAAAAACGAAAAAAAAAAUAUUUUUUUUUUUUUUAGUUUUUCAUUUUUUUUUUCAAACUGACUAUAAAAUCGGUAGGGUCGGCGCCUAUUCCGUAGGUAGGGUCGGGUAACCCGAACCAAAUGUUUUUUUUUAGGCCUUGCUUGAAUUCUCCACCUUUAUUUAAUGCUAAACUUGUUAACAAUAUUUGUUUGUAUAAUAUAUUUCAUUGAAAUUAAAACUUUGUUCUAUUUGCUACACUAUUAUUGUGUUAAUUUAAUUUGAUUUAAUGAGGAAAUUGAAUUGUUUGUUUAUUUUAUUAUUUGAAAUAAAUUAUCUGCUAAAAUUC
Molecule: messenger RNA, 4426 nt
Organism: Mya arenaria
Lineage: Eukaryota; Metazoa; Mollusca; Bivalvia; Myida; Myidae
Product: zinc finger protein 341-like
Exons: 12
Coding region: 77-3223 (1048 amino acids)
Source: RefSeq, a predicted model, not a curated record